Messenger RNA from Arabidopsis lyrata subsp. lyrata, 706 nucleotides. RefSeq names its product protein RADIALIS-like 2. The coding region runs from base 126 to 431 and encodes 101 amino acids. The transcript has 2 exons. Lineage: Eukaryota; Viridiplantae; Streptophyta; Magnoliopsida; Brassicales; Brassicaceae. The record is from RefSeq and is a predicted model, not a curated record. Gene Ontology annotation, molecular function: DNA-binding transcription factor activity.
CUACCUCACACCAAAACCUCUUUAUAAAGAGCAAGGACUCUGCGACAUCUGUGCAACAUAUCAUUUCCUCAGAAUCUCUUUCUUAUUUUAACACAAAACCAAACAUCAACUUUAGUUACUAAACAAUGGCAUCAGGCUCAAUGUCUUCUUAUGGCUCUGGCUCAUGGACUGUUAAGCAGAACAAAGCCUUUGAGCGUGCUCUAGCAGUCUAUGACCAAGACACUCCUGACCGUUGGCACAAUAUUGCUAGAUCUGUUGGUGGUAAAACACCCGAAGAAGCUAAGAGACAAUAUGACCUUCUCGUGCGUGACAUCGAAAGCAUCGAGAAUGGUCACGUGCCGUUCCCUGACUACAAGACUACUACUGGAAACAGCAACAGAGGCAGGCUGCGUGAUGAGGAAAAGAGGAUGAGAAGCAUGAAGCUGCAGUGAAACAAGAAGCAACAAAAAAAAAAAAAACUAACUACGUAUGAUCGUCAAGAAAAUAAAAGAGAAUCACUUCAGGGAGAUGUGUUUUUCUCAAUGUCUGACGAAUCAAUGUUUUUUUUCUUGCAAUUUCUCAUGUUUUCCCUAAGAAUUGGUUUUUUUUUUUGAGGCAAAAAAAAGCACUCGAAUUAGUUAACCAAAAUCUGUAUUUAGGGUUCUUCGUAAUGAAAAAUCCAUUGUCUAAAAUCACAAUAAAAAUGUUGAUUAUAUAUUACUAUCAA